GCCGUUGGCCGGGCGCGCUCGAGGGCCCGACCAGCCCCAGCCUCCGAACUUGUCGCACCCGCUCCGCCUCUCUCUUUGAAAUAGCGGGCCGGGUGACGCUUCUUUGGUGCGUGCGCAUACCUAAACACAGAUUAGCAGUAAAGCCUGCGUAAUUGAGAUAAAGGCUCUUUAAAAAAAAAAAAAAAUGGUUUCAAAGACCCAGGUUCUGCGCAUGCGUCUGUUUGCUGAAGACUAUCCUCUGGGCCCAGGAUCUCUUCGUGCACAUGCGCAGAAGACUCAAUGACAGUCGCGCGUCGGCUAAGGCUCUGGGAAAGGGGGCUGGGGCCAUGUUGCAUGUGACCUGGGGGUCCAAGGUCCGAGUAUGGUCCCUGGUGCCUGCCCUUCUUGGGACUCCCCGGGCUCUGUCGUCCCUGGCGAACAAGAUGGGGGUGUACCGAAAGAUGUGGAAUCCCACGGAGCCCCGCGACUGGGCCCAGCAGUACCGCGAGCGCUUCAUUCCAUUCUCCAAGGAGCAGCUGCUCCGCCUCCUGAUACAGGAGUUCCACUCUAGCCCAGCAGAGAGAGCGGCUUUGGAGGCAUUCUCAAUUCACGUGGACUUCUGUACCCUGUUUCACUACCAUCAACUCCUGGCCAGGCUGCAGGCCUUGUAUGACCCCAUCAACCCUGACAGGGAGACCCUGGACCAGCCAUCCCUUUCUGAUCCCCAGCGUCUGUCCAGUGAGAAGGAUGUGCUCCAGGCUCUGAAGCCCCUGCUGGCCCAGGCCAACUUCUCUGCACUCUCUGAAGAUGCCCUGGCCUACGCACUUGUCGUCCAUCACCCUCAGGAUGAGGUCCAGGUGACAAUAAAUUUGGAUCAGUAUAUCUACAUGCAGUUCUGGGCCCUGGGCCAGAGAGUUGGGCAGAUGCCCCACAUGUCCAGUGUGGGCUCCAAACGUGACUUCUUCAGAAAGUUGCCCCCUGUGGAGAGAACCUUCAUCUGGCGAUGGAUGGAGAUAGAGACAGAGACCCACAUUGGAGCACCGGACUGAGCUCCCAAGGUCCAAAUGAGGAGCAGAAG
Molecule: messenger RNA, 1057 nt
Organism: Chionomys nivalis (European snow vole)
Lineage: Eukaryota; Metazoa; Chordata; Mammalia; Rodentia; Cricetidae
Product: transmembrane protein 143-like
Exons: 6
Coding region: 264-1028 (254 amino acids)
Cellular component (GO): mitochondrion
Source: RefSeq, a predicted model, not a curated record